GCAGAAGAAAAUUAGCAAAUCACGUCACAGCAGCAAUCAUAAUGUUGUCUCAACUUUUCCUACUAAUAACAGUGGUCAUUUGUUUAAGUGCCACACUCAGCUUUGCAGAUAAUGUGGAGGUGCAUUCAGAUGUUGACACUGCUGCAGAAAAUGAGGAAGAGAGAAUAAAGAGAACCGGAGUAACUAAAACACACCAGUAUGACGAGUAUCACAGUAGAGGUUGCAGUGAUCCCGGCACACCAGAGUUUGGCUACAGUUUCUUCCACUCGAGACAUGUUGGAUCUGUAGUCAUACACAAGUGCAAAAGUGGUUACAAAUUGGUUGGAUCACAAAUGCGCGAAUGCAAGCAAACAGGACAUUGGUAUCCUGGACUUCCAAAAUGUGUUCGUGUAGGCUCAUCAAGUGGCUCAAAAUUAUGCAAACACCCUGGGAUGUUGGACAAUGGUUUUGUUCUUGUGUCCUCCACACAUGUUAAUUCUGUCAUCAAGUACAAGUGUAAUGAAGGCUAUCGACUGGUAGGCAACAAUUACAGAGUAUGCCGACCAAGUGGAGAAUGGUCAGGAAAUGAACCAAGAUGCAUUGCUCAAGGCUGUCAAAACUUGCCUAAGCCACAGAAUGGGAAUGUAGAGGUUACAAGUACAAGGAUAGGAGCAGUAGCCACAUAUUCCUGCAAUGAUGGGUUCGCACUAGUUGGUAAUAAGAACAGAGUUUGCCGACCGCAUGGACAGUGGUCAGGUGUUGCCCCCAGUUGUCAAGAGAUUAGCUGUGGAACAUUGGCUGAUCCAAAAAAUGGCAAUGUUAAAUUCUCAUCUACCAGUGUUGGAUCGACUGCAGAGUACAGCUGCAGUGCUGGUUUUCUUCUUGUUGGAGAUAAAAUAAGAACCUGUCAGAGCAACAGGGAAUGGUCUGGAAUGGCACCAGUUUGCAGACCUUUAAGUUGUGGACGGCUUGAAUCGCCUCAAAACGGCAAAGUCAUCAUUUCUGGUACAACUCCAGGCUCUGUGGCAACCUACAGUUGUAAUCAAGGAUUCACAUUAAUGGGACAAUACAAGAGGACCUGUCAAGUCAAUGGGGAAUGGUCAGGAAGCACACCAAACUGCAGACCCAUUUCAUGUCAAAGCCUUAGUGCUCCAAAUAAUGGUCAAAUCCAAUUCUCAUCAUCUUCUGUCAGCACUCAGAGACCAGGAGACAAAGCCACUUACAGCUGCUUUCCUGGUUUCAGUCUUUUAGGAACAAGAAUCAGAGUAUGUCAACAAGAUGGAACUUAUUCUGGGCAGGCCCCAUCAUGCAACCCUAUUAGUUGUGGUAAUCUUAGAGAUCCUCCAAAUGGUCAGGUUGAGUUAACUGGAGUGAGAGUGGAUGACAAAGCUGUGUACAGCUGCAAUAGAGGGUUCGUACUGCAGGGAGCUACCACCAGGACUUGCCAAUUUAAUGGUGCAUGGAAUGGACAGGAACCAAUCUGCAGACCUGUUGAUUGUGGCCAUCUCUCUAGUCCUAGCGAUGGGCAAGUCUCCGUUACAACCACUAAACUAGGAGGUAUAGCUAAAUACAGGUGCAAUGAUGGAUUUAAAUUGGUCGGUACUACUGUUAGAAGGUGUCUGGCUAAUGGCCAGUGGUCAAAGGAUGCUCCAACUUGUAAAAUUAACAGUUGUGGUGAGCUUGAAGACCCACAAAAUGGACGCGUGAGACUAACAGGGACUAGUGUAGGCUCUACUGCCAAUUAUUUCUGUAACAGAGGAUUUGUAUUGGAAGGCUUGGCCAGAAGGAUUUGUAGGAGAGAUGCCACUUGGUCAGGAACUGCACCAACUUGCAGACGUAUAACAUGUGAAAGUCUUGAUGAUCCAGAGAAUGGACAAGUGACUAUUUUGGGUGGGAGUGGACCAGGCUCUGUCGCUGUAUACAAGUGCAGCCCUGGCUUUGAAUUGGUUGGAGAUAGAAGGAGAGUUUGUGGAGAAGAUGGUCGCUUUUCUAGCUCUGCACCAAUCUGUCGCCCAAUAAUAUGCGAGGAUUUGGAUAAUCCAGCCAAUGGGAGAGUCCAAGUGAAUGGUAGGAGACCAGGAGCAGAAGCAAGAUACACAUGUGAUCCUGGUUUCAGGCUCAGUGGACAGAAACUGAGAGUCUGUCAGGAUGAUGGAAGCUUCUCUGGACAAGCUCCAACCUGUGAAGCUGUCAUUUGUGAACAAGUCCCACCCAUCGAGAAUGGCCAAGUUAGCGUAUCAGGGACACGACCAGGAGCAGUUGCUACAUACAACUGCAAUUCAGGAUUCAGUAUUGUUGGCCAGAGGAUUAGAAUAUGUGGAAAUGAUGGAACAUUUAGUGGUCAAGCACCAAUAUGUCAAAGGAUUGACUGUGGCCCAUUGGAUAACAUUAACAAUGGUCAUGUUUCCUUCAUUAGCACCAGUGUUGGCGCAGUGGCUAGUUAUACAUGUGACAAUGGAUUCAGGCUUGAAGGAGAGGCACAAAGGACCUGUCAACAAAGUGGGCAGUGGUCCGGAGUUGAGCCAACAUGCACAAUUGUUGAUUGUGGAGUACUCACACCUCCUCAGAACGGUGACGUCAUAUUCUCAUCGACAGCCUUUCGCUCAACAGCAAGUUAUCGUUGCAGACCUGGAUUUAGGGUUGUGGGGACUGAGACAAGAAUAUGUCAAGUAAAUGGAGAAUGGUCAAGCACUGCUCCUGUUUGUAAACCUCUUAAUUGUGUGACAUUGAAUAAUCCUGAGAAUGGUUUUGUGUCUGUUAGUGGCAGUACUGUUGGUGCCAUAGCAACAUACAGCUGCAAUCCUGGUUUUGAAUUGGCCGGCAGGAGAGUAAGAAUCUGUAGGAAUGAUGGACAGUACAGUGGAGUAGAGCCUAUUUGUAGAGCCAUUAGUUGUGGUGAAUUACAGAAUCCUCUUAAUGGAGUGGUCAACUUUGAAUCUACUACAGUUAGCUCAACAGCAACAUACAGUUGUAAUAAAGGAUUUGUUCUAUCUGGUCUAUCUACACGUGUCUGUCAGCCAUCAGGAGAAUGGUCAGGAGAAGCACCCACUUGCAUCAUCGUUAACUGUGGUGAGUUGAGGCCUAUUCCUAAUGGAGAUGUUACAUUUGCCUCAACUGGUUUUGGUUCCAUUGCAAGAUACUCUUGUGACUUUGGAUUCACUCUAGUAGGCUCAAAUACAAGAACUUGUCAAUUGAAUGGAGAAUGGUCUGAGAAGGAACCAUUCUGCAGACCUAUUGAGUGUGGUCCAUUGGACUCUCCUGAUAAUGGUAUUGUUAGAGUGGAAGGUACCACAGUUGGGUCUGUUGCUAAAUAUACUUGUAACCCUGGCUUUAAACUGAGUGGCUCUGAUAUGAGAACCUGCCAGGCUACAGGCGAAUGGUCAGGGAGUACUCCAGUCUGUCAAUCUAUUGAUUGUGGAAGCUUGCCAGAUCCAGAAUAUGGAACAGUUAAGCUCAGUGGAACAACAACAGGCUCAUUAGCAACAUACAAAUGCAACAAAGGAUUCAGACUAACUGGUAGUACCACCAGAGUAUGUCUCAAUACUGGAGAAUGGUCACUACAAGCUCCAACUUGUGAACCUGAAGACUGUGGACCAUUGGAUGAUCCAAAGAAUGGUAAAGUGGAUGCAUCAGGUACAGCAUUCUGGGACACUGCUACGUACACAUGUAAUCCUGGAUUUGACAUCAUUGGUGAAUCCAUAAGGACCUGCCAAGAGAACGGACAGUGGUCAGGUGUCGCUCCUUUCUGUCAAUCUGCUACUUGUGAGUUGCUGAGUUCUCCUAAAAAUGGACGGGUUAGCUUCACCGGAGUGACAAUUAAUUCCGAAGCAACAUACACCUGCUUUCCUGGAUUCAUACUUAUUGGAUAUGAGAUCAGAACUUGCCAGAACAAUGGACAAUGGUCAGGUCAAGAGCCACAUUGCAGAGCCGUCAGUUGUGGCCCAUUGGAUGAUAUAGAGAAUGGUCAAGUGAUUGUUAGUGGCUCAGAUGUGUUCUCCAUAGCAACAUACACCUGUAGUGAAGGGUUUGGAUUAGUUGGCGUUAGCUCAAGGAUCUGUGAAACUAAUGGAGUUUGGUCCGACUCUCCUCCAGUUUGUGAACCUGCUGAUUGUGGACAGUUAGAGUCACCAGCCAAUGGUAUGGUAGAGACUACUGGUACAAAGUUCUAUGACACUGCAGUAUACAGUUGCAUGCCUGGCUAUAGGCUACAAGGUGAUGACUCACGUACUUGCUCAGAGAAUGGCAAAUGGACUGGUACAGCACCUAUCUGCAUUGUUAUUGAUUGUGGUAAGCUUCAGUCUCCUGCAAACGGGCGAGUUGAAUUCUCGUCAACAUCAUUCAGAUCUGUAGCAAAUUAUUUCUGUGAUGAACCAUUUGAGUUGGUAGGAGAUCACACCAGACUCUGUCAGGCUGAUGGGCAGUGGUCAGGCGAGGCACCAACUUGCCAGAGUGUUACAUGUUCAAAGUUGACAGCUCCUGCUAAUGGAGAAUUGGAAUUGACACAGGGAAAUCUUGCUGGCUCUAUAGCUUACUAUAGCUGUAAUCAAGGGUUCAAAUUGGUAGGAGAUAAAGAGAGGAAGUGUCGAGAAACUGGAGAAUGGAGUGGCACUGAACCAACUUGCCAAGGUCUCCAUUGUGAAGUACUUGAUGACAUAGAAAAUGGUGCUGUCUCCCUGACUGGUACAACUGUAUCAUCAAUAGCAACAUACAUCUGCAAUAAAGGCUUUGAUCUGAUUGGCAAAAACACAAGAGAAUGCUUGAGUAAUGGUGUGUGGUCUGGAGUUGAACCACUAUGCCAAGCUGUUGGAUGUGGUCCUCUUGAUCCUCCACAGAAUGGGAUUGUUGUCUUUUCUGGUAUUAGUGUUGGUGAUACAGCUACUUACAACUGUAAGCAUGGAUUCCAGUUGAUAGGUGCUGGCACUAGAUUGUGUCAAGCAAAUGGACAAUGGAGCGGUGAAGCACCAACAUGCAGCUCAAUUGAUUGUGGCCCUCUGACUGAUCCCAGUAAUGGUAAAGUUACAUUUGAUGGUGCAAGUGUUGGAUCAUCAGCCUCAUAUACUUGCAAUGAGGGAUACAUCUUAAGUGGGAAUCAACGUAGGCAGUGUCUCCGCACUGGAGAAUGGACCGGAAGUGAUCCAAUAUGUAGAAUUAUUAACUGUGGCCCACUUUCUGAUCCAACUAAUGGUAAAGUGAGAGUCCCCAGUAGUAGGUUUGGCUCAAACGCUCGCUACAGCUGCUUCACUGGGUUCACUCUCGUUGGUUUGAGACUGAGACCUUGUCAGCUUGAUGGAAGAUGGGCAGGAAAUGCACCAAUUUGUGAAGUCGUACGUUGUACUGUUCUACCAAAGCCUGCAAACGGUUUAGUGACAAUCACUGGUACAACUGUUGGCUCAAAGGCUAGCUAUAGUUGUGAUAGAGGAUUUGAGCUAAGUGGAAAAGACAGUAGAUCUUGUAAUAGUGAUGGUACAUGGUCUGGUACUGAACCAGUCUGUAGAGCUAUUUCUUGUGGCACAUUGAUUGCUCCUGUUAACGGUCAAGUAACAUACACUACCUCUACUGUCGGCUCUGUUGCUACCUACAGCUGCAUGAAUGAUUAUUUACUAGUUGGAACAGGCAGAAGAACUUGCCAAGACAAUGGAGAAUGGAGUGGAUCAGCACCAGUCUGUAACAGUAAAGAAGUUGAUUGUGGUACUCUUCCUGAUCCAAACAAUGGACAAGUCCUGCUCUAUGGUACAAAGAUAGGAGACUCGGCUACAUACACUUGCUUUGUUGGGUUUAGUCUCUCCGGAGCUGAUAUUCGCUAUUGUCAAGAAAACGGACAAUGGAGUGGUGUUGCUCCACGCUGCAAUCCUAAUGACUGCCCAAGGUUAACUGCCCCUGAAAAUGGGGAAUUAAGAUACAUAGGCAGUGGAUUUGGAGAGCUUGUCCGCUACAGUUGCUUCCCUGGCUAUACACUAGUAGGUGCUGUUAGUAGGACUUGUAAGAGUGAUGGGCAAUGGUCUGGAGCAGCCCCAAUAUGCAGACCAAAAUCAACAAUAGCUCCUCCAACCCCAUCACCUGGCUGUGGUGAUCCUGGUGUCCCUGCCAAUGGUAGGAAAAUUGGUGAUAGUUACUCUGUGGGAUCAAUUGUCUACUAUGAGUGUAAUACUGGUUUCAGGCUAGUGGGACCUAGGAGUAGACUGUGUAGAUUUGAUGGGAAAUGGACCGACACUUUGCCUUCGUGUGUAGGAAAUGGACAAUGUGUUGGAGACAAGAAAGCCGAAGAUAGCUGUGGACAGCUUUGCUCCUGUGUAAAUGGCUACCUCACUGACUGUUGCAGGCUCCGUCACGACUUUGCAUCAUACAGCAAGGAAGAGAAAGAGCGAUACAUAAAUGCAGUGACCACAGUCUCUACUAAUCCAGCCUAUAAAUCAAAAUACGUUACAUUAUUAGAAAAAUACAAGUCCUCAUUCGAUACUCCUGCUCAAGAGAGUGAUCCUCAGUCCAGUCAGUUCUUUGUUUGGAACAGGUUCUUCCUUCUUGAGUAUGAGGACCUCUUACGUGAAGUUGAUUGCAGAAUAACAAUGCCGUACUAUGAUUGGACCAUCCUCAAUACUAGUCCAUACAUUCACCCAGUCUAUGAUGAUACAGUUGGCUUUGGUAAAUCUUCCCGCUCUUCUGAUAACUGUGUCAGUUCUGGUCCGUUUAAUUUCAAUGAAUAUUCACUGAUAGACUCAGCAGGUGGCGGCUGCCUUAAAAGAGAAUACUCAAAUAUGAAGUUCCCCAGUCGCGCUUUGAUUGAGCGCGACGUAUUGACAAGGCCAGCUUCAGAGUUUUCCGCCUUUCAACGCUCCCUUCAGCUCUUUAUACAUACCAAUGUACGUUGCUUUAUUGGAGGCACUAUGUGUACUACAGAUGCAGCCAAUGAUCCUCUCUUCCCCCUUCACUUGACAAUGCUUGAUUACUUGUUCAGUCGCUGGCAGAGUUUCGAUGAUUUGAGGCUCAAGGUUCGCUACUCAACUGAUAACAGUCCCCUUGCUCUAGCCAGUGAUUUCACUGUAGCACAAUUCCAUGACAACAGUAACCUACCCAAUGAUCUUGCAGUCUGCUACGCUGAGCCCCGAGUAAAGAACCACAUACCACCAGGCUUGUACUUCCUUACACAGUCCUUCUCCGAUGAUGCUGAUAAAAAAGAAGACAUUGAUAUUGCUUGUAUCGCUCAUGAAGAAUUUGUCAAUAGCGGACAAAGUAUGACAGCUGAUGAUGAAGCUUUUGUUAAUCGUCAGUGCUCAUAUGGUAGCAAAAAUAACGCAAAUUAACGAACAACAUUUGAAUAACUGCUCAUUUGUAAUGUAAUUUUAUUUUAUAGGCAAUUUUUCUGUUAAUAUGAACAAUAAAUUACUCUUUACAUACUUUUGUUAUAAUAAUAAGUUAUUUUUAUGAUGCCAGCAAAGUGUCAUGAUACAGUAUUGCUUUUGAUUAACAAUUUGCUUUUAUCAUGGUACUUUUUGAUUGUGAAUUGCAA
This is a messenger RNA of Amphimedon queenslandica, 7483 nucleotides long. Its product is annotated as sushi, von Willebrand factor type A, EGF and pentraxin domain-containing protein 1-like. Bases 42 to 7277 code for a protein of 2411 amino acids. The record is from RefSeq and is a predicted model, not a curated record. Gene Ontology annotation, molecular function: oxidoreductase activity. Lineage: Eukaryota; Metazoa; Porifera; Demospongiae; Haplosclerida; Niphatidae. The transcript has 36 exons.